This is a messenger RNA of Marmota monax (woodchuck), 4552 nucleotides long. RefSeq names its product OTU deubiquitinase with linear linkage specificity (gene Otulin). The record is from RefSeq and is a predicted model, not a curated record. Gene Ontology annotation, biological process: protein linear deubiquitination. Gene Ontology annotation, molecular function: cysteine-type deubiquitinase activity. Lineage: Eukaryota; Metazoa; Chordata; Mammalia; Rodentia; Sciuridae. The transcript is spliced from 7 exons. The coding region runs from base 1844 to 2740 and encodes 298 amino acids.
GGCUCCUUCGGCGUCCUCACCGAGGAGGACACUCGGCCGGUGUCCGAGGACAGCCGUUUCCCGAGGGCCCUUCUCACAACCCUGGGCACCAUGGUCUCCCUCCCCGCGCCCGGCCGUGGCAUCUGCCCGUCUCUAAAGUUGAGGAAACUCCAGAAAUUCGGGGAAACGACCCCAAGAAGCGUCUUAUUACCAAUUCCCCGUAGCCCUUUCCUCCAGCCCGGCGUGGGGAGGAAGUAAGAUCGCCCCCGUCCCAGCCACAGGAAGACAGCAGCGCGACACGUUUGCUCUUGGGAGGCAAGUCGCCGCUUGUCCCACCUGUUGGACAGCCUUUGGACGCAGUCUGACCCCUUGUCGUCUUACCCUGUAACGGCCUGGCUAGUUCUCCUGUCCCUUAAAACAACGCAAGUCAGUGUGGGUCUGAGCAGUUCCCUACCCAACUGUGAGAAAAAUGGCAGGGGUAUGGACUUGAGGCGCACUUUCUACACUGUAGAGAAGUAGGCCUAUUUAAAUGCCUUUGAACUUCUGAAAAUGACGAAAGCACAGACAACCAAUUUGAUAUUUUUUAAUUGGCUGGGAAAUUAAAUUGUAAAGCAUGUUUAAAUGCACCUUUAGAGCUCCUGUCUUAUUCGCCUACAGAGGGGGUCUUUAGAAGCCUGCUAUGUAGAUAAUGGUAUUAUAGUAACUCAUUUGCAUAGUGUUUUACAACGUGCUUUGGAGUGUUGAGCACUCAAGUGUGACGGUAAUUAUUCAUUUAAUGGGUUAAUGGUCACUGGGAAAGAUUUAGGGCAAGAGGUCUCAAACUCCAGAGGUAGGCAAGUAACUUAAGUUAGUACAAUUGGCCAGGAAUUGUUCUUGGGGACCUGGAUAGCUUAUGUCUGUUUUGGGGGCUCCAGCCUAUAUAGUGUUAGAUCUUCUGUAUCUGAAGAAUCCAGAUAUAUUGGCUUUUGAGUGAAAUAUCCUCAUUUUUAAAAGGAGGCACUUUCUGUUUUUUCCUUUUAAAUUUCAAACCACUGUAGAGACCCUUGUGGUGAGUUGAUGUGGUCUGUAAUUAUAAGUAUUCUGUUUGGGAUAAAGUCCUACUCCAGACCCUGCAAAGGCUUAAGUAGGGGCUCUCUCAUCUCUGCCCCUUGCCUUGGUAAGUGCUGCUGUUGCAGCAGCUGCCCACCACUAGGCUACCACCACCCUGCUUUCACUUUCCUGCUGCCCUGGGGACCCCCUCCCCCCUCAACCUUUGAUGCCUUGCCUCUCAGGUGUUGUACCUCUCAGGUGUUGUUCCUCUCAGUCUUCAACUGAGCAGUGUCACACUCCCUUAGAGAUGCAGAAACUUGAAAACAGACCCCUGUUUCCAAAAGUACCCAUAAUUAUUUGGCAGGUUUUCUGAUGGAUGUGGUUCUCAGAGUCAGCACCUGGGGAAAUGGGCCACAGUGGGAAGGAGCUCUUCUCUGAGGAAAAGGUUAGGACACAGAUGCCUCUUUCAUUUCUCAGUAGACUUAAAGCUGAAAGGAAUAAUAAUAAUAAUAAAAAACCUAGCAUAGGUUUGUCAUUAUACACAUUAAGAAGCAGUUAUAGAUUCCUUAGGUGCAGCUUGGCAUUGUCAGGGCCAUGGAUCCCUGAUGCUUUGGCAGGCAUCUACCCCACCUCUUCCUGGCUUCCUUAGCAAAACCAUGCAGAGGUACAUGAUUAUAAUGACAGCAAGCUUCAGCCCCAAUUCCCCCAGAAUAGAUGUUCUGGUUUGUGUUUUCAUUAGCAUCUUAAUAUCUUUUUUUCUCUUUGCUUUUUGUUGCCUUUUAUUAUCUCAUUCCCGUUUAACUCAUCACUGGGAGAAAUAGGGAGCGAGGAGGACAUGUACCGUGCUGCAGAUGAAAUAGAGAAGGAGAAAGAAUUGCUUAUACAUGAAAGAGGGGCAUCAGAACCCAGAUUAAGUGUGGCUCCUGAAAUGGAUAUCAUGGACUACUGCAAAAAAGAAUGGAGGGGAAAUACACAGAAAGCAACCUGUAUGAAAAAGGGCUAUGAGGAGGUUUCUCAGAAAUUCACCUCCAUAAGGCGAGUCCGUGGUGAUAAUUACUGUGCACUGAGGGCCACACUGUUCCAGGCAAUGAGCCAGCUGGCUGCGCUUCCCCUCUGGCUGCAGGAUCCGGAGCUCACGCUGUUACCUGAAAAACUGAUACACAAAUACAGCUGGAUCAAGCAGUGGAAACUUGGGCUGAAAUUUGAUGGGAAGAGCGAGGACCUGGUUGAAAAAAUUAAGGAAUCCCUCACCUUGCUAAGGAAGAAGUGGGCAAGCCUGGCUGAAAUGAGAACUGCUGAAGCAAGGCAAAUGGCUUGUGAUGAACUGUUCACAAAUGAAGAAGAGGAAUACUGCCUCUAUGAAGCUGUAAAAUUUCUAAUGCUAAACAGAGCCAUUGAACUAUAUGAUGAUAAAGAGAAGGGAAAGGAAGUACCAUUUUUCUCUGUGCUCCUGUUUGCUCGGGACACAUCGAAUGACCCUGGACAGCUACUGAGGAACCACUUAAACCAGGUGGGACACACUGGUGGCCUUGAACAGGUUGAAAUGUUCCUUCUUGCCUAUGCUGUGCGCCAUACCAUCCAGGUGUACCGGCUCUCCAAGUACAACACUGAAGAGUUCAUUACAGUCUAUCCCACUGACCCACCCAAGGACUGGCCGGUGGUGACCCUCAUCGCUGAGGAUGAUCGGCACUAUAAUAUCCCUGUCAGAGUAUGUGAGGAGACAAGUCUGUGAGAGACUCACCUGCCUGGACAGUCUGAGGAUAUGGCAAAAGUGCACAGGCAGCUCCUCAGCUUGGGCCUCAGGCCUCUGCUGGUCUCUAAGAACAGUCUGUGAGAACUCUUGGGCCCCUGGGAGCCAAGUUGGACUGGGGUGUUCUGAAGACUAACUUUUCAUAAUAAGAACAACUGUUUUCCCUUAUCUGGGACCCAGUGUGUUUCAUUGGGACCUUCAGAGCAUACCUUUGGAAAGUGCGUACUGCAUUUCCAUAAAGCAGAUACUUUUGUAUUAGAGGAAACUCAUUUUGAAGAAUAUAUUCAUGUCUCAAGUCAAAAUUCUCUCUACUGGUAAACUGGCUUUUAAGUUUUAAGAUGGUAAUUUUUCUUUGGUGGAAAUGGGUGUCUGUAGUGAUCAUUCUAUGCAGUCUGCUUAAGUGGUAUAAUUCUGGGAGAUUUGUUAAUGGCACAGUCAUACCAUGCUCUGAUAUUCUCAUCUUCUUAUGGAGGGAUGAGCAGUGAUUCGGACUUACAUAUUAAGUAAUGCUAUUUUAAGCAGAUGGUCUCAUAGAAGAUGAAGAAUUGGGCCCCAGAGUGGGUUGUUUGGAGGCUUUUUUCAAGUUUGGAGGAGAUACAGUGGAAUCUAGUGAUUGUUACAGGUGUCUACUGUCCCCAAUGUUCCAGAGUCUGGGACAUGGUACCAGGUCCCUAUUAGCAUGGAUGAAUGUUUCUUGUAGUUGUACUCCAGUGUCAGGGGCUGUUAAUUAUUCUAAAGUUCCAAAGAGUCACAGUUUUAUAGUUAAAACAGAGUUUAUAUCCACCCAUGUGUUUAGAGGAGGAAUCUAAGGUCAUAUGAUUUCAGUCACUGCUCAGAGUUCAGAGGUGGGGACAAGCUGGGCUCCUGAUCUUCUCUUGCCCUUUUCAUGCGGUGUUUAAGGGUAGCAUCAUUGCCAGAUCCAUGUAAUGGGCUGAUACCCUGUCUGCUGGCAGGGGAUAAAUAACAGCAACCAACCUGAGAUUUUUCCUGAGCAAGCUAAAGCAACAGUGUGCAGAAGGGUGGCUGAGCCACAUGUGUCCUUGAUUUGGCUUGGGUGGCCUGAGAAAAGCAGUGAUGACCUGCUGGGCACAGGCGAGGUGUUUACUGGAGCUGCUAAAGGGGACAGUGCUGCUGAGCUGGUCUGCAAGGGAUGUGUACUGUGGUCAUUGUUCAUGUGAACCAGACACAUCACUCUUCAGUAUUCUUUUGGCGGCACCUGAAUUGGCUCAACAUUUGUGGAGUUGAUGUUUCCUUCAAGUACUGAGCUUAUUUUAUAAUAAUUAAAAUCUAUUUGAUCUAAUUUAAUAUGAUUAAUAAGUUUUCUACACUUUUGAAAAUCUGUGUCUCUGUUAAUAAAAAAUUAAGUCUUAAGAAAGCUCAGCCUGCACAAAGUAUUCAGACUGUUACAUUAGUACUUUUCCUAGUACCUACUUGGUGAUAUUCACCACAUUUUACUAGACGUGUAUCAAUUAGCAUUUUGAAUCAGAUUCUAUAAAUGUAUGUGAAUACUUUAGAGAGGCUUUGUGCUUUUCACAGUGAAAUACAUUGGUAUCUUAAAUAAGGAGGUACCUAGAAGCCCAAUUAAAGUAAUAAUAAUGACUUCUUGGCUUUGACAAGUUUAGUAUUUGUAACUAUAUGAUUCAUUUAUGAGCAUUCUUUUAGAGCACAGCUUGAAAUAUUUAGAUUAUACUUGGCAAUAGGGAUUUGUGCCCUUGGGAUAUAUUGAAUCUGACCAUUGGUUCAUAUACAUUAUUGAAUGUGAAUAAUACGAUAUUAAACCUCAUGAUUAAUGCA